Patiria miniata (bat star) is the source of this 2163-nucleotide messenger RNA. RefSeq lists its product as uncharacterized. Bases 316 to 1707 code for a protein of 463 amino acids. Lineage: Eukaryota; Metazoa; Echinodermata; Asteroidea; Valvatida; Asterinidae. The transcript has 3 exons. The record is from RefSeq and is a predicted model, not a curated record.
CCUGCCCCCGUAUUUUGUGGAACUCUAUUUAAACUUCAGAGCCUCUCCGUUUUUAAGGGCACGGCAUUGAUUCGGCCCAAGCCGAGCACCGUCCGCACCGGUCGCCUAGCACCGGGGGAUCACCGCGUCUGACACCGCCCAGGCUGCUCACUAGUUGCCCGGUCGGCCGUCGUAUCGCACGCAGUGUGGAUGCCUCUGACGAUCAAGAGACAGCGAAACAUUAAAAAAGCUAAAUCAUCCUUCACCUCGUGAUUAUUAUGAAAUCGGCUUCAUGCAAAUGAGGCAACUACGUUUGAACUCUGACCCCACCACGCCAUGAUCCAGGACAGUGUCCAGACGGCAAACGUUGGGGGCGCUAUGGUGAAGGCCAUCAACCGCAAACCCCGGGCUUUCCAGACCCCCGGCGAGAAGUCCUACAGCCUCGACGCCCACGAGACCCGCCUGAGGGAACGCCUACUGCUCGUCAACCGCUUCGAGGACGCCCGGCUGGAGCGCCUCCAGCGGCAGAUCGCGUCCAACGAGCGCGCCAACAUCGGCCGGAUUCUGCGCAGGAAGGACCACAUGCGCGUCACGCUCAUCAACAUCGCCAGCAACAAGCGCAAGAUCCGGUCCAACGUCGGCGACUUCGAGCGCCGGCUGAAGAACGGCACCAACUCGCCCGUGUUCGCGCUGGAGCUAGAACGCAUCCGGCGGAAGGAGCAGGAACUCUCGGGGCUCUCCCGGCGGCUGCAGGCGCCCAACUCGCAGCUCCUUGCGGCGCAUGUGCACGACGAGCUGCGCAGCAUCGAGUCGAGACUCGAUACCAAUCCCAGUCGGCUCGUUACCUCGCAGGCGCCCUCUGUUGCCGAAACUCAUACUCCUGGUCAACCACACAAGAAACAUGAUCCUGUAACUGAAACCAGCCACCAGCCAAGCGAACAAACCGACACCAUGCCGAUUAACGACAUGGAUGACCGCCUGAACGAAGUGCACGCUAAAAUGAGCCAAGCGAAUAUAUCCAAGCCAAACAAUUCAGAUUUGCUACAUGGCAAUCAGGAUCGUAACUUUCCCGUCACAUUGCCUGCAGAUUUGGAACAACCGAAAACACAUCCAACAGAAUCCCACAAUCGCAUUAACCCAGUGUCGAAUUCGGAAACACCAGUGCAGCUCAAAGACGUACCGGAAAACACCGUCGUCGCGGUGGAAAUGCCCGUUCGCGAACUGCCGCCGCUUAGAGCCACCACCAAGAGCAAGAAGCAGAGAUACCUGGCACUCAUGCAGCAGAAACUCAGCAGGACCGCCAAUCACCGAGGAGGGGAGCCGGAGAUCAGCAACAGCGCCCUCCAGAGGGAGAGGCACGCCAAGAAGAGGGUUGCCGAGCUGAAGGUCAAGACACGGGAGGACAUUCAGGGCAGACGGACUGCGGACUCGGACGACUCCCUAGGGAGCAUCAAGCAGCAGGAAGCGGUUACCAGGCUGCAGGCUACCAGGAAGGGCUCAAUCCUGCCCAGCGUCGGGGAAGAACCCGAGAGGAGUCGAGCGAGAGCCCGCGAGAACGCACGCGCUCUCGCGAGAAAACGACGGCAGCAGAGACUGGCCACCGACUCGGCAGCUACGGGCAGCGUCUCGCUGCCCCCGCUGCGUAUUGAUUUGGACGUCCUGAAGGAAUUGAAGGAAUCUCGACUGAGACACCGGAACCAGUCUCACAAACUGCCCAAGUUGCCUUGAAAUACAGCCGGUCUCAUGUGCGAUUAUAAACAAAAAGACCUCCGAUUUUUAAGACUUCUUAAUAGUGUAAAAUCUGUCGCUAUUUCUGUAGCUGACGUUAUUACGAAUGUUUGAAAACUGUGACAUCGUGUCAGUGCCGAAUGGAAUGCAAGUACAGUUUUCUCUAAUGUUAGCAAAAGCAAAGAUGAGACACUCAGGCAUGAAUAAGCCCGAGAAAACCCAUGUAAAUUUGUCUUAACAAUAUGAAAAGCCACAUAUCGAUAUCACGGAAACACUGUAAUAGUCAACGUACAUUUUGUAGACAGCUGUAACUCUGAACUUUAAAAGAGGUUGACUGGGUUUGGACUGGCAAGCCAUUUUGUUACACUGCCCUCCCGUGUCAAAAAAAUGGUGUUCAUUUUUUUAAACGUUCAAUGACCAGGUUUAAUCUGACUAUGCAGAAGUUGAGGACAUGAA